CGGUCAAUUACAUUGCAAUCGCUCUCCCUUGGCCAUUUCUAAAUUGCUGCUUGACAUGGAUAUUGUGCCCGAUAUUCGCAAGAUAUUCGUGUGCGAAUUACCCCUAUAUAAUCCCGCGCUUCUCAAUGUUGUAUCGACGUGGCAGACAUAGAUCACAGCAUCAUUGCCCUCAUUACCCACCACAUCCUGCCGGUGAGAAUGAGUGAGAAUGUGGGUGUAGAGUGGGCUUCAAGUUUCCUAUUUUAUGCAGUGCCCUUUGCUCCUCCAGAACUCUGUCCUGUGAGAUGGUGUCUUUACCGCUUACUUUUGUGACCAUAUCCCCCAGGGUGAAGCACACUGCCACUGUCAUAUUCGCUCAUGGACUGGGAGAUAAUGGCCUGGAUUUCUCGAACCAUAAGGAGAUGCGUACGAUCGCAUCCCAGCUUCCGCACAUCAAGUGGGUGUUCCCUAGUGCGCCUGAGCGCUCCAUCACCGCGUGGAAAGGAGAUUCGAGGAGGCAAAGCUCAACCAGGGCCUGGCUCGACGUCUUGCGCGAGCCUUUGAUGUAUUCGUCGGAAUACGACGACAUUCAGGAGUACGAUGAGGGCAUUUUGCAAAGCGUCAAGCAUUUAGAUGCCUUUGUCCAAUCUGAGAUCGAUUCAGGAAUUUCAGAACGACGUAUCGUGCUUGGGGGAUUUGGCCAAGGGGGUGCGAUAUCCCUGAUCACAGGUUUGGGUGGCAGUCAGUGGAGGGACGCAUCCGACACAAAAGGUGGUUGGAAGUUGGGGGGAGUCAUAUCUCUGGGUGGUUGGCUUCCCAUGCGGGAAAAGUACAAAAAGCGGUUGUCCAUGCACGCAUCUACGAUACCCGUGUUCUGGGGUCAUGGAGUGCAGAAUGAAUCCGUGACCUGGGGUCUGAGCUGGGAGUCAGCCGAGUUCAUAGGAGAUAAACUCGAAGUCAGAUACGGUCAGUAUACGAAGGUGGGAGAGCCGGGUGUGAGCUUCAUGUCGUACGGCGUAGCACAUUGGAUGGCUGAAUCUGAGAUGGAAGAUCUGAGGUUGUUCUUGAAGAAGAUCCUUCCUUUGGAAGGAUAGGGGGGCGUCAAUCUGACUGUGUACUGGGCUUGUAGACAGACAUUUUUUUUCGCACCCUGUUAGAUUGAAAGCAAAUUCGAUCGACCUGGCAUUUAAGAUUGGACGAUAGUAACUCUCUUCAAGUGUAUUUCAUAUCAUGCCUCAUCAACCGGAUUCCAUGUUACCGCACCUUCUCCUCCUUGAUCAAGUGCAUCAAGUGCAUCCAUGUCAUCGUUAUCCAGCUCGAAGUUAAAAACUUGGGCGUUAGAUCUGAUGCGCUCUGGACGUGAAGAUUUUGGAAGGGGGAUAUAUCUGAAGGACUUCU
This is a messenger RNA of Suillus clintonianus, 1377 nucleotides long. Its product is annotated as Phospholipase/carboxylesterase/thioesterase. Gene Ontology annotation, cellular component: cytoplasm. Gene Ontology annotation, molecular function: palmitoyl-(protein) hydrolase activity; carboxylic ester hydrolase activity. Gene Ontology annotation, biological process: protein depalmitoylation. The record is from RefSeq and is a predicted model, not a curated record. The transcript is spliced from 3 exons. NCBI's taxonomy places the organism in Eukaryota, Fungi, Basidiomycota, Agaricomycetes, Boletales, Suillaceae. The coding region runs from base 285 to 1073 and encodes 262 amino acids.